This is a messenger RNA of Trichoderma citrinoviride, 1188 nucleotides long. Its product is annotated as gluconolactonase-like protein. The record is from RefSeq and is a predicted model, not a curated record. The transcript has 8 exons. Lineage: Eukaryota; Fungi; Ascomycota; Sordariomycetes; Hypocreales; Hypocreaceae. The coding region runs from base 1 to 1188 and encodes 395 amino acids.
AUGUUGACAACUUACAGUGGAGGCAAUUCCCUGCAAGGGCUGAAUGGACUGCCGCCACAGGCACAAGUGAUUGAUCCAUCAACCUUUGCCGCGAUGCCGGUGGUGCCCCCGGAGAAUAUCGCCAACAUUACUACUAUCUUUAUCCCGCCCGGCUCUACUAUAAAGAGCUUGAAAGAACAGCCAUUCCACAUCUAUCACCCAGAUUUUGUACACAUCUUGGGACCAAAUCCGACUCUUACGCUCAUUGCCGACGCAGGCACUGACCCGCUGUUCCAUGAAGCCUUUGUGUGGUAUCCUCCUACGGAUGAAGUCUUCUUCGCCCAGAACGCCGGAGCUCGGGCAGCUGGAACCGGCUUGGAGAAAUCCAGCCUCAUUCUCAAGGUAUCUCUGAAUGAGACCGUGGCCGUCUCGAGCGAGCGAGAUGCUGUUGGUAAAGUCCAGGUCCACGUCGUUCCUACCGAGCCCCAAGUCAUCAAUCCCAACGGAGGGACAAACUACAAAGGAAACUUGCUGUUCACAGGUGAGGGAAUGGGCCCGGAUAUUGCCCCGGCCCUCUUUGCUGUCAACCCUGUUCCGCCCUAUAAUUCCACUGUGCUUGUCAACAACUACUUUGGUCGUCAAUUCAACUCUCUUAAUGAUGUCGCCGUAAACUUCAGAAACAAGCGCAUUUACUUCACAGAUACGGUGUACGGCUAUCUGCAGGAGUUUCGGCCCAGACCUGGUCUCCCGAACCAAGUGUAUCGUUUCGACCCCGAUACUAGGGCUGUUACUGUCGUAGCAGAUGAGUUUGUAAACUGCAACGGCAUCACGUUCUCGCCCGAUGGACGAUACGCCUACAUCACAGAUACGGGAGCUGGCAAGGCAUUCCGAGGUCACGACAAUGCCGGGCGUUCUACCAUCUAUCGCUACACUGUAGCUCGUGAUGGAACGUUCAAGGACCGAAGGGUAUUUGCCUAUGCCGGAGCUGGCGUCGUGGAUGGGAUCCACUGCGAUACUGAAGGCAAUGUCUAUGCUGGCUGUGGUGAUGGUGUUCACGUAUGGAAUCCUUCCGGGACUCUGUUGGGUAAAAUCUUCCUCGGCGAAACAUCUGCCAACUUUCAGUUUGCGGGUGAUGGCCGAAUGGUCAUUGGGGCUGAAACGCACCUGUAUUAUGCCACUCUGGCUGGUAAAGGAGCGCCCAUAUCGUAG